Lucilia cuprina (Australian sheep blowfly) is the source of this 421-nucleotide messenger RNA. RefSeq names its product cuticle protein 16.5-like. Bases 31 to 381 code for a protein of 116 amino acids. The transcript is spliced from 2 exons. The record is from RefSeq and is a predicted model, not a curated record. NCBI's taxonomy places the organism in Eukaryota, Metazoa, Arthropoda, Insecta, Diptera, Calliphoridae.
ACAACUAAACAAAACACAAAACUUAACAAAAUGUUCAAAUUCAUCGCUGUCUGCUUCUUCGCUUUGUUGGCUGUUGCCGCUGCUAAACCCGGUGUUGUUGCUCCUUUGGCCUACACUGCUCCCGUAGCUGCUGCUUACACCGCUCCUUUGACUUAUGCUGCUGCUCCCGCUGUUGUUGGUCAUGCUUCUUAUGUUGCUCCUUAUGCCUCAACCUAUAACGCCCACACCGUUGCCCACUCUGCUGCCUUCCCUGCCGCUUAUGCUGCUGCUCCAGUUGUAGCUGCUGCCCCUGUUGCUGCUCCAGUUGUACGUGCCGCUUAUGCUGCCACUCCUGUAGUACACGCCGCCCCUGUUGCCGCUCCUCUUUUGUUGAAGAAAUAGAUUAGAGAAUUAAAAGGAUUUGCAUCAAUAAAGAAUUAAU